AUGUCUGAGGGUGAUACGUCGAUGAAUAUGAAUAACUUGGCUCUGGACCCUGCUGCCAUCAUGUAUCAUAAUCAUGCAGACAACCUCGGGUCCACCUCAUCAGCCUCGCAGGCUGACCAAAAUUUACCUGAUGCAUUAAUGACCGAAAUGCUACAAGAUAAUUUGAUGAUUGAUUACGAUAAUCUACCUGAUUUGAAUAUUAACAUGAAUGCUCUUGACGACAAUGGCAACAUGCCGGAAUCUUUCACACCAAUAAGCAACUUGAUGUCGCCCACUGAAAACGAACAAGGGGAUGGUAUUGGAAGACUUGGCAUGAAUACUGAGGAUGCUCAAAUGGGAGAAAUUGGGGCUGGACCUUUACCUACAGGCUUCGGUGCUCAACCUUCACUUCCCGGUAGCAGCACAUUUACGGACUUUACGAAACGAAGAAAUUGGCCACAAAAGGUGGUUGAGGAAAUCAAGGAUUUUUUGCACGUCCUAACUCCGACUGGAAAAUUUGUUUAUGCUUCUCCUAGCUGCCAAAGUCUUACUGGAUACGCGCCCGAGGAACUUUCGGGUAAAUAUAUUGUGGAUUUUAUACAUCCAGAUGAUAGCGCACUCUAUAUCCGAGAAUUCAAUGAAGCCAUUGCAUCAGGUAAUUCCCUACGAUUCUUCUACCGGUUUCGCAAGAAGGAUCUUCAGACCUUCGCAAUAUUCGAUUCCAAGGGACAUGCCCAUUAUGCAUCGGCAACAGCCCCAUCGACCCCGCAUCUUUCACUUAGAGAUACAUCGGAUUAUUGCAGAGGUGUUUUCAUGAUGGCACGGCCAUACCCAACGGCCAAUGCCGUUUUACUGGAUUCAUUUUUGGAACAUAAAAUUGAGUUUGAGCGAAUGACGAAGCGUAUUGAGGCUCUCAGAAGAGAAGAGCAAGACGAAGAUGAGGGCGAAAGACAGUUGACUCAUAAGCAAUCACCAGAGUCAUCUGGUACAAUAACUACAUCUAUGAGCGCAUCGAUAGCUGUCGUCCCGAGCCAUUCUGAUUUCAUGUCGAUGCCUCCCUCAGCGAGGCCGGAUAUGUCACACAGCGCCUUAACAAGGGCGAAUCUCGAGGAUGCUAGUUCUAGUCGCAAAUCUGACUCCAUCAACGAUAAAAUGUUACGAUUUGGGGGGGCAGAUCGCAUAGAGAUGCUCACAGGGCUACAAUAUCGAGAAGGUGAAAGAAGUCAAGGAAUUAGCACAGGCGACCAUAACCCAGCGUUGAUCAAAGGUGAUGCUGGAAUUGUAAUACCGUUUGACAAAGACGGUCGUUCAGGAGACAAGAAGAAGAAGUUGAAGCUAGUAGAGGAAUAUGUCUGUACGGAUUGUGGUACUACGGAAUCACCUGAAUGGCGCAAAGGUCCUUACGGUCCCAAGACGCUUUGUAACGCUUGCGGUCUUCGAUGGGCAAAGAAAGAAAAGAAAGAAAAGAAACAAAAUCCAGACCCUCCUUCAAAUCUUCCCAUAGGAGUCUAA
Molecule: messenger RNA, 1491 nt
Organism: Sclerotinia borealis F-4128
Lineage: Eukaryota; Fungi; Ascomycota; Leotiomycetes; Helotiales; Sclerotiniaceae
Source: the annotation of a GenBank genome assembly